UCCUUACCUGCUCACGAAACGUCACACACGACAUGACGUCACCCGAAGACGUCAUCAAAAAGUCCAGCUCUUAGGCGUGUCCCGUGUGUGGGUUCGCUGGAAAAUCUGAAAAAUAUUAAGAUAAUACGAACUUGAAAUUAUCGGAUUUGAAUGAUGAAAGAAUCUUCUAAAAAGAUGACAUAUAUCCAGAAUGGCAAGAAAAUUACUUGGCUGGAGGAAGAUCCAUCUCCUCCCGCCAAAGUUACAAGAAUUUCCAAAACAUAUUACAGAUCCUGUAAAUUUGGGAAUCUGCGCCUGGCAGUUGGCGACUUUGUCUUGAUAGCUGACUUAUCAGCUGGAGAUGAAGACCAUGUGGAUGGCUGUGAAAUAGCUGAAAUCACCCAUAUGUAUGACACAGGCGACCCGGACGAGAAGGACCCGUGCUGGCUGACUGUGCGGUGGUUCACGCGCUGGGACCUUCUGCCGCCGACGGUGCGCAAGAAGCUGCCGGUCGGCCUGCCACAGCCGCACCCGACCCGGGAGGUGGUACUGGAUGGGCGGCCGUUCAGUCCAGAGGUGCUCAUCAGCACUGUCUGGGACAAGUGUGAGGUGCGCGUGCUGCAGCCAUACGAGGACCCAGCGGUCGAGCGGAGCACCCGCGGCACCCUAGAGCUGUUCGUCACCCGGUUCCAGCUGCAGACCAAGCCGCUGAAGCUGGUAUCUAUCAGCGGUCUGGACUUAGGUUUUGAGGAUGAUGGGAAGAGAAAGAGAACAAAAACACCUCAGAAGACUGGUGGGAGGUCGAGGCAGGGUAGCGAGACUCCCGAAAGACGGGAGAAAACAGGCGAUGAACCCCGCGGGAGGCGAAAGAGGGAAGGAAGUGAAACUCCGGGAAGACAGAAGAGAGCGGGCAGUAAAACCCCGGAAAGACGGAGAAGGGAAAGAAGUGAAACUCCUGGUAGACGCAGGAGGGAGACAAGUGAAACCCCCAGAAGGCGAAAGAGGGAGGGAAGUGAAACUCCUGGAAGACAGAAGAAGGCAGGCAGUGAAACCCCAGGAAAACGGACGAGGGAAAGAAGUGAGACUCCCGGGAGACAAACAAGGGAGGGAAGUAAAACCCCCGGUAAACAGAAGAAAACAGGCGGCGAGACCCCGGCAAAACAGAAGAGAGCGAGCAGUGAAACUCCAGGGAAACAGAAGACAGCGGGCAGCGAGGCUCCCGGUGAAACGCCCACUGCUGAACGAAGGACACGAUCGACGGGAAAGGAGAAUAAUGCGCCAACCACGCCGUCGCAGCAGCCGCCUUCCAAAGAGGGCCUGUCCCGUUCGGGCCGGCGUCGUAAGGAGCGCAGCUACCGUGACCUCGUGGAGGGCAAGACGAGCUGGGAGGAUGAAGAUGACAUCACCAUAAGCUACACGUCACCUAACAAAAUGGUCAUGAAAAUGAGUCGACUCACCGACAGCAAAAUUCGACAGAUGCUCUUGGAAGAUGAUGAUAGUGAUUCGUCUCUCCCGGAUAGCGGUCGAAGCACGCCUGUCCCCGUCAAAAAGAAAACGCCACGUGCGUCCAGAGAAACCACCCCGGCGCGCGGCUUGAAGCGGACAGCAUCUCAGUCUAAGACAGACAGUCCCGCACGAGCCAAACCUGAACCGUCCCGUUCCCGGGGUGCCACGCCCGUGAAGCGGGACGCGUCCCGUGCCAGCACUCCGUCAAAGCCUGAACCGUCCCGUUCGCGGGGUGCCACGCCUGUGAAGCGGGACGCGUCCCGUGCCAGCACUCCGUCCUCUGGCGGCGCGCGGUCGGCGGGCCGGGGCACACCUCGCUCGGCGGGACGGGACUCGGCGUCUCCGACGGCCGGCCGCAGCACGCCGCGAUCGGCGCGUCGCUCGCUCUGCCGCCAACCGAGUCUGGCUACGGUGACCGAGGAGCGAUCCCCCGGCGCCGCCAGCGCCCGCCCCAGCGACCCGCCGCCGGCGCGGCGCCUGUUCGCCGCGGACGCCGGCGGCGCCAAGAGACGCCGUCUGUCGUUGGCCGUGGACUCAGAGGACGAGGAGGAGGAAGAGGAGGUCGCUCCGCGCCGCGGUGGAGGACGUCGCCGCGCCGCCAGUGCCCGGCGCACCGAGGAACUCCCGGAGGAGGGUUCCCCGGAGGAGGAGGGGACGCCCGUCAAACGGCGAAUGGGCCGUGCGGCCGCGUCCCCGGCGACACCGUCCCGCGGCCGGGGCAGGGGGCGCGGCGGGCGGUCCGUCACGGCCUCCCCCAGGACCCCGAAGGUUGGCGGCACACCUCUGGUACCCGGCCGGUCGGCCGGCUGUCUGGAUACACCCGGUACACCGCUGGAGCGGGCCCGCAGUCGACUGCACGUGGCUGCGGUACCCGAGGCGCUGCCCUGCCGGGAGAAUGAGUUCCUCGACAUCUACACCUUCGUGGAGGCCCGACUACUGGAUGGUACUGGCGGGUGCAUGUACGUGAGCGGCGUGCCGGGCACGGGGAAGACGGCUACCAUGAGGGAGGUGGUGCGCAGUCUACAGGAAGCAGUCCAGACCGGCGACCUGCCCGCCUUCCAGUUUAUCGAGGUGAACGGCAUGCGGCUGACGGAGCCGCAGCGCGCCUACUGUCAGAUCCUAUCCGAACUGACCGGCACCAAGGCCGUACCCGAGCACGCCGCCCAGAUGCUCGACAAGCGGUUCUCACAGCCGGCCGGACGACGCCAGCCGCUGCUGCUGAUGGUCGACGAGCUGGACCUGCUGUGGACGAGGAAGCAGAACGUGCUGUACAACCUGUUCGACUGGCCGAGCCGGCCGCACGCGCGGCUGAUCGUCGUCGCUAUCGCCAACACGAUGGACCUGCCGGAGAGGAUCAUGAUGAACCGCGUCUCCAGUCGACUGGGUCUGACGCGGAUGACCUUCCAGCCGUACACGUUCAAACAGCUCCAGGAGAUUGUCUCCAGCCGACUGAGCGGUCUGGACGCCUUCGAUCCCGACGCCAUCCAGCUGGUGGCCAGGAAGGUGGCUGCCGUGUCUGGUGACGCCCGCCGCGCGCUCGACAUCUGUCGGCGGGCUACCGAACUAGCGGAGCGCGGUCCGGCCGCUGAGCGGCGCCACAUGUCACCCAGGAAGGCCAAGACCUCGGCGCUGGUGGCUAUGGAGCACGUCAACGCCGCCAUCCAGGAGAUGUUCGCCUCGCCAAAAAUUGUCGCCAUUCGGUCGUGUCCGGCACAGGCGCGCUCCCUGCUGCAGGCUGUGGUGUCCGAGUUUCAGCGCACCGGCUUGGAGGAGGCCCGGCUGGGUCGUGUAUAUGAACAGAUGGCUGCCGCCUGCCGGUUCGAAGGCGUCUCGCCUCCCACUCUCUCCGAGGUGUUCGCUCUGGUCAGUCAGCUGACUGCGGUCCGUCUGCUGCACGCCCAACACGCCAGACAUGACCUCGAGACCCGGCUGAGGCUCAACAUCAGCGUGGACGACGUGUCGUACGCGGUGCAGGAGAUGCCCGACCUGUGACCGGUCAGAGGGGGGACUGUUCGAUCUGUGACCGGUCAGAGGGUGACUGUGGGCCGACCUGUGACCGGUCAGAGGGUGACGUUGGUCCGACCUGUGACCGGUCAGAGGGUGACUGUGGGCCGACCUGUGACCGGUCAGAGGGGGAUCAGGGGUGGCGUCUGACCUGUGACCGGUCAGAGGGGGACAGUGGGCUCCGACCUGUGACCGGUCAGAGGGUGACGGCUCUGACCUGUGACCGGUCAGAGGGUGACUGUGGGCCGACCUGUGACCGGUCAGGAGGUGGCUGUGGGCUCCGACCUGUGAUCAGUCAUGGUGACAUGUCAGUCAUGAGUGACACCAUGGGAUGGUGUUCGAAAGUGAUUGUUGAGGAUAUUCCUUGCCGGUGACCGGCCGGCCGGCGGUUAAACAUGCUAAAUUCGGAAUUUAUUAUCAUGUGCUCAGAAAUCGUGAAAUGAUCAUAUGCAUUCAUAAAAACUCUGAAAAUGCUAUAGAUACAGCAAAACACACGGCCAAUCUGGCCUGCAGGCUGCAUAGCUGGUAUAGAAAAGUUUAGUGAUGAAAAACAAAAAUGAAUUUAAGGCAAGUUCAUUAUGUAAUGGGCCUCAGGCCUUCAGUCUGCAACAAGCUACAAAAUGGCUUACCCUGGAAUAUUUUGUUCAUCCCUUGGCCGAAAUCCCUUUCAUGUUCCCUGCCGUUGACAAGACACAAUCGCGAGUAAUGAAUAAGUAACGGAAGCAGGACUUAAUCUCGAGUGACGGCUAAAUAUCCUACAUUUGAUUGAAGGUUGAGUCGUGACUCGCACUAUUAAUGGGUGACGUCAUCAAAAGUUCAGCUUAUUUCUCUUGCACAAGUUAUCUCUUUUAACAGCUGAUUACAUUAAAAAGUAAACAAGUACGAGACGAAGCGGGAGUGCCGGUACCGAAGGGAUGGUGGAAUUGAUGUUGGCUAGUGAUUUCCAAGUGGCUGUAACCUCAUUUAUUCCUGCUGAAUUAGCAGACAUUCGUGAACCGCGCAUUCGGCGUUAGGUGCUCAUUUUCGGAUAUCCCUGGUCAUUCCGCCUCGGUUUUGUGGGGAAUGGUAAUUUAUAACAUGGAUCAUUUUUUUUUUCGGAGUGGUGCUGGUGGUGUUAUUCCUCUAUGCUGGUGGUGUUAUUCCUCUUUGCGGCUGAUCAUAAAGGCUGCUGCAUUCCGUCUAGCGUGCUUCGCCGAUUGUCCUGCCGGUGACGUGACCUUUAUAGCCGGCGCUCAUGUCAUUUGAUUGGCAUGCCUGGUUACUGUGGGAGGCUCGCUGGCUGAUUUCAAGGGUAGCAGUGGUGAUGUGUUCUUUUGUGUUCUUAGAUUCUGUUUUUGUUGUGUGGCAUUUGGUUGAAUGACUGCAUGUCUUGUGAAUUGUACAGACGAAAAGGCUACAUGUCUAAACAAGGCCAUCCUUCCGAUAUUGGUGGUUCAUUUAAUUAUGAGUUGGUUUUGCCAUGCGCUGACAUCGGUCAUGCAUUUUUUUAUACUGCGUUUGGCUCUUACUGUUAAUUUAGACGUCUUUAACUUCUUAGUGCCAUCCCUGAGCAAGUUUUCCUCACUUAUUUUAGGCUUAGAUUUGCAGUAAAAGUUAAACAGACAGCAGUUGAUCCACUUUGGGUGUGACCGUUGGUACAAAACACAGUGAUAGCAUUGGUCUUCGAUUUUCACACCUGACGUGCCUUAGCCGAUUUCGAUUAAACAGCAUACCCUGGUAGGAGCGUUUUCAAAUCGCUCGGUGCAGUUGCGUUGUCGAUUAGCUGCUCGGACGUGCUACCGAGUUCGUUCAGGGACGGAGUGUCUUCCUGCCGUCGUCUGCUCGUUGUUACUCUCCUAUCUUGUACAAUUGUUCUCCGAUGUGGCCCUCGGCGUACCGUGUGCGGACCGGGUGGGUCUCGAUUGGCCUAGCUCGCCCGUUCCAGGUCGAGUUGGUCUUGGACAGGUCAGGGGUUUGUUGCCAUUUGUAUACUGCCGCGUGUGUAUUUUUGUACUGUUUGUGAUAGGUUGAAAUUUGAUUAUGCGUGCUUUGCAUUCAAUAUAGUCCCAAAGCAAUAA
Molecule: messenger RNA, 5546 nt
Organism: Amphibalanus amphitrite
Lineage: Eukaryota; Metazoa; Arthropoda; Thecostraca; Balanomorpha; Balanidae
Product: origin recognition complex subunit 1-like
Exons: 16
Coding region: 151-3477 (1108 amino acids)
Biological process (GO): DNA replication initiation; mitotic DNA replication checkpoint signaling
Cellular component (GO): nuclear origin of replication recognition complex
Molecular function (GO): chromatin binding; ATP binding; DNA replication origin binding
Source: RefSeq, a predicted model, not a curated record